Dipodomys spectabilis (banner-tailed kangaroo rat) is the source of this 4593-nucleotide messenger RNA. It is a transcript of the gene Znf275, whose product is annotated as zinc finger protein 275. Bases 161 to 1648 code for a protein of 495 amino acids. Gene Ontology annotation, biological process: regulation of transcription by RNA polymerase II; central nervous system development. The record is from RefSeq and is a predicted model, not a curated record. Gene Ontology annotation, molecular function: DNA-binding transcription factor activity, RNA polymerase II-specific; RNA polymerase II cis-regulatory region sequence-specific DNA binding. Gene Ontology annotation, cellular component: nucleus. Lineage: Eukaryota; Metazoa; Chordata; Mammalia; Rodentia; Heteromyidae. The transcript is spliced from 6 exons.
GCUCGGUUGGCCGCUUUCGGCUCCGUGGCGCUUCCUGCCACGCCGAGCCUGCCUGGGUCCCGAGAGCUCUACUCUUUGGAGGGCUACGCGUCAGCCGCUGCCUGGCUUGGGUGGUAUCUUACCUGCCAGACUAAUCACUCGGGAAUUGUUCUAAGAAAAGAUGAAUCACCCUUUUGUGUCACUUUUAGCUCCACCUGCUCCCCAAGGUCUUGCUCUUACCCAGGAUGGAACCCCAGGAAACCAGGUCCUGGCAGUCCCUCUUGAGGUGCCCGAGGCCCAGGAUUUGGUGCCAUUUGAUGUGGCAUGGCACUUCACAAAAAGGGAGUGGUUGAAUCUGAACCCUGAACAGAGGAUGCUGGCAUAUUACGGGAAUGUGACCUCCAUUGCAGGAGUUCCUGUGUUGAAUCCUACCUUGGUCUCACACCUGGCACAAGGACAAGUACUACUGGUCUCAGAUUCAUCCCUCGGCACAGUUCAAGCUAAACAUUCCGAAAGCACCUCUGUGACCCACCAGCUGACGAUGGGAAAAGAAGGCCAGCCUCAGGAGACGGCUUCCACGAGCUACCCCAGGACCAGUGACCCCGGUGCUGAGGUCAAACAGAAUGGGGACUUGGAUGGGAGGGAAGGGAGCCCACCAAAUCUACCCAUAGAGCACCAUUUCGCAUGUAAAGAGUGCGGGGACACCUUCCGGCUUAAAGUGCUCCUUGUUCAGCACCAGAGUGUGCACAGUGAAGAGAAGGGCUGGGACUGUGGUGAUUGUGGGGAAGUCUUCAGGAAGGUGUCAGAGUUUAAUGAGCACAGGAAAAGCCACGUGGCCAGCCAGCCUCGACCUGGCCCCAGUCAGGCCCUGGAAGAUGUCAUUGAAAAGAGGGAGCAAAUGGAGAGAGAGGCAAAGCCCUUUGCAUGUGAGGAGUGUGGGAAAAGGUUUAAGAAGAAUGCAGGCCUCAGUCAGCACCUGAGAGUGCACAGCAGAGAGAAGCCCUUUGACUGCGAGGAGUGUGGCCAGUCCUUCAAAGCCAACACGCACCUCUUUCAACACCAGAAGCUUCACACUUUGGAAAAGCCCUUUGCCUGCAAGGCAUGCAGCCGAGAUUUCUUGGAUCGUCAGGAACUUCUCAAGCACCAGCGGAUGCACACAGGCCACCUGCCCUUUGACUGCGAUGACUGUGGCAAGUCCUUCCGGGGCAUCAACGGCCUGGCCGAGCACCAGCGCAUCCACAGCGGGGCCAAGCCCUAUGGAUGCCCGCACUGUGGCAAGCUCUUCCGGAGGAGCUCGGAGCUCACCAAGCACCGGCGUAUCCACACAGGUGAGAAGCCCUAUGAGUGCAGCGAGUGUGGCAAAGCCUUCCGGCAGAGCUCCAGCCUUCUGGAGCACACUCGCAUCCACAGUGGAGAGCGCCCUUACGUGUGCGGCGAGUGUGGCAAAGCCUUCCGGGGGCCCUCCGACCUCAUCAAGCAUCGGCGCAUCCACAGUGGACUGAAACCCUAUGAGUGUGACAAGUGUGGCAAGGCUUUCCGGAGGAGCUCGGGCCUGAGUCGCCACCGGCGGAUCCACAGUGGGGCCAGACGCUGCGAAUGCAGUAAGUGUGGCCGUGUGUUCAAGAGGCGCUCGGCCCUGCAGAAGCAUCAGCCCAGCCACCAAGAGUAGACAUGCCCGCACUGUGAGAGGAACACCUCUGGUUCCUAGAGGCCAUGGCAGAGUCAAAGGAGAUGAACUGUUUUGUACCGCUUAACUCUUUUAGUGUCAGAGAGGUUGAGCCAGCUUAUACUGCCACCAGCAAUUCCUAAGUGUACACAUUUCCAUUCUGCUCAUCAAGAGAAGCUUUGCCGUUUUUACUUAGCUUGGCUUGUUCACCUGGCAGAAAGUACUGUCAAGGUGCUGUAAUCGUCAUGUCCUGAAUGAGAAGGGAGAUCUGGAUGUAGGAGCAGGGAAGGACUGGAAGUGAUCUGUUCCAAGCUCUGCCCCUGACAGAAACAAACACAGGUGCCUGACCAUGGUAUCAAUCUGAUGUGAUCCCACCCUUCUCUAAGAGAAGCUUGCCCCCAACGCUUUUUGGCCUACUUGAGUUUAUACAUUUUUAGGGAUGUAAACAGAGCACUCAAAAAUCUUAAUAUUUAAUUUAUUAACUUACUUAUACAUACAAUACCUAUUGUAAAUCACAUCCUAUAUAGAAUAAUAUAUUAAUUCAGAGAAUACUCCUUUUUACCCUGCUACAUUUUGUGAAAUCAUUUUAUUCUAACUCCCCUCAUGUGAUUUUGAACUCAUGGUCUUUGCAGACAUGAGCAUGAAUCUCUUUGGGUCAUCACACAAGUUUUAGAGCACAGCCAGUCCCUUCCAUUUGAAGCCUGUGUGGCAGCACUGUGACAAUCCCUCAUGAGACUCUCACUAGAAAUUUCCUCCUAAGCCAUAAGAACAUAAUCAGAUAGUAUUAAGACAGCUCCUAUAAGUGUAAUAUAACCACAUAAAGUGGUGCUUUUUCAAAUGACCUUUUAAAGGAUAUUUUUUUUAGCCUCUAAAACGUUAGUCCUAAGCCACACUCCUAGUAAAAGUUACGGAAUUAAGGUUAUUUCCUGCCUCAGUGUUUCUUAAGCCAAUUCACUCUGGUGACCCCUAUAGACAUCCCCAAAUAAGAGAGGCAUCUCGGGAACUCGAGAAUUGGGUGACAAUGCCCCCUUGGAAACAAGAGCCUCUACUGUUAUCUAGCCUAAAUGGUAUUUCUCCAGUCCUCCAUUUGCUGCUCUGUAAAGUGGGCAAGCACAGUACCGACCUCCUAAUGUUAUUGUGAGGACUGCCAUCACCCCUGCAGAGCGCUGCACACACCAGCACGGAGGUACACUCUAAGUUAAGGCCACAGUAACUGCUGUCAUCCUACAGCUCAUUAGUACCAGAACCGGGGAUGGAUCUCAGGCCUCCUGCCUACUAGUCUCAUCUUUCAUGCAAUGACCUCAAUACUAUUCAGUUUUCUUGCGUGCAAAUUGGAUGUACAUCUCCUUUGACUCAUUACCAAGUUAUCUUUGGAUAGAUUGACUUUAUAGAGCAGUUCUUUCUAUGUUGAUGGCGAUGUUCUUUUCCAAUUUUUAUUGCUCUGCUCUUUGUAGCGCUUCUAUUAUAUUUCUGUUGUGCAAGCAUUUGUUUUUUUUUAAUCUAUGUUAGCAUUCAUUUUUAUCUAAGUUGUGGCUGUCUUUGCUUCAGUACUUAGAUAUGACACUUUCUUCUAGAAUUUACCUACAAAUGCAAAGUUGAAUCUCUUGUCCACUGGAAGGUACAUUUUCCAGGUGGACAAUCAGGAUGAGAAUAGGCCAGAGAAGCAGGCACAUUCCUCAUCGAACAUGCAGACUGUGUACUUCUGUGGGUGGUACUCGACUAUCCAGCCUGGGCCCUGGAGGCACUCUAGAGACAUGAGCAUCACGUGCUGCCCAGAGCACACCUGAAUGCUUGUCGAUAGAAUUCUAGCCACCAACAACAGGGCUUAGUCUCACCUAUAUCAGCAGGAUGGUCUAAACUCAAGUCUGGCAGCAGCUGCCCCAUCCUUCAAGCUCCCAGGAGCCUUGGCAAUGCUGGGCAUGGACUUAGUGACUGAGCAGAUUUACUUAAAUGAGAAAUAUCCCAGACACAAGAAGAUUUGCUUACCUAAUGUCAUCACAUGGACGUCAUCCUUCUCUCGGUGAGUGACUCUGGAAAGAAACACCAGUUUAGUGUCUUCUACUUUGGACAAAGAGGGAGAAAUAUGCCCACAUGUUCCGGUAUUACUUCCUGCAGCCAAGAGAGCAGAGGCUUGAGGAGGAACUGUGUUUAUCCAGUGGCCUCCUUGUCAUGCUGAUAUGAGCUGGUUGUACUGGGCCUGGGCCAGAAUGUGCAGUUGUCAUGCCCAAGAGGGGCGACAGAGUAAGGUUCUGGAGGGCAGUGAGGCUGUUCUCACAGUCUGUGUGGCCUAGAAAUAGAAGCUGGUCAUGCUGAUGUUGGUUUGUCACUUGGGAUGACAGCAUCCCACAGAUGAAACAGCAGCCAGGGCCGGCAAUAAGCUGGCCACACCAGGGCUGUGGCAUCAAUUCCCAGCAGCUGUGCCCAUGGGGAGUACUAGAGAACUUGGACAAGAAGUAUGGCUUUCUGACAGCCCACUGAAGGAGGCACAGGGCUCCCAAGUGGGUAUAAUCUGGAAAGCCUUACUGGACACCAUUGUCCCUAGGGCCCCUGUGUCCCUAUGGAUCAUCUCCAUCCUGACCCACAGGCUGGAGGGAACCCAAGAGCCCUUGUUGAAUACUAAUUCCUUUUGCUCUCUGGACUCAGUGCUUGCAUUUUUCUCCUGCCACUUUCAUCUUUUUGAACUGUUACAUGUUUUGUACACUCAUCAUUGGGGAAGAAGUGUUGAUGUCUAUCAGGGGAAAAUCUGCCUCCUUUGCCUUGAUGGACAGACUGCCAUUUCUUGCUCAUUCACUUGUCAUUUGUCAUGGAUAAUGAAAGGUCCCAUUAGAAUCUAGACUAAAGCAUAGCCUACUGGUCAUUACUCCCAGCCAGGUCAUGGUGUCUUGGCAUCCCUUUCUACCUUGCUUCAUUUUUUGCUAGUUUUGGUUUGAUUUCUCUUAAAUCCUUUU